This is a messenger RNA of Fusarium poae, 5544 nucleotides long. RefSeq lists its product as uncharacterized. Gene Ontology annotation, cellular component: membrane. Gene Ontology annotation, molecular function: ATP hydrolysis activity; ATP binding; ABC-type transporter activity. The transcript has 22 exons. Gene Ontology annotation, biological process: transmembrane transport. The record is from RefSeq and is a predicted model, not a curated record. Lineage: Eukaryota; Fungi; Ascomycota; Sordariomycetes; Hypocreales; Nectriaceae. Bases 1 to 5544 code for a protein of 1847 amino acids.
AUGGCUGUACCUUCGAAGCCAGUCCAAGACAAUUCUGUGGUCGAGGGUCAUGACUCGUCCGGAACAGAAACUCUCUCUGCUGAUGGUUUUGUCCCUGAACAGACCGAGGUGGAGACUCGUGUCUCUGAUACCUCAUCAAAGAUCUUAGACAUCAUCUUUGACUAUGCAUUGAACAAGUUCAAUGACAGCAAGGAGAGACUUGAGACUGGCAGGCCCAAGUUCUUGGCUGUCAUUAGCAAAUUCGUUUCUGCAGGCACCCGGGUUGACAUGUGCCUUCCUGCAUUCCCUUUUAAAUCGGCCAACAAGGCUUACAAAGUCUUUGGCAUUCUACCUGAUAAGGCUGAAGAGCUUUCUCUUGGUCGUCUCAACACCAUGUGUGCCCGCAUCGGCGAGAUCUAUCCGCCUGGAGCGCAAUGUAUUAUCAUCUCCGAUGGUAUUGUCUACAACGAUCUGUUGAGUAUUUCGGACCGUGACACGUGGGCUUACGGGCAAGCUCUCCGCAAACUCGCUUCAGCCAAGGACUUCAAGCACAUUGGUUUCUCUAGAAUCAAGGACUUGAUUGACUUUCCUAUGCCACACGACAUAAGAGAAAUUGCUUACGUCGCAAAUUGCACCAACUUCCGUCGAGACUUUCUUAACCGCUUCGGUAAAGACGAUAUCGACAUUGACAAGGAAAUCAAAGACAACCCUGAUACCAUGAUGACUUACCUUGGCUAUCGUCGAUUUCUUGAGUCCGAUCUUAAGCACAUAUUUCCUGUUGGUGUUGGUCGAACUGCCAAUGACUACAGGAGAGACGUUCGGUACCUUGCUAAGCAGAUGCUCAUUCGAGGAUAUGCUUUUGCAGGCGCUGUCAAGAAUGGCUUCCCCAAUCACUUGCGACUCUCUAUUCACCACUCUACUGGAGAACAUAAAAUUUCAAUGAGCCUGCUAGACACCAAGACGGGUUUUACGACCCCUUGGCACUGCUGUGUUGCUCGGAUGGCCAAUGGUGAAUGGACCAGUGCUCCAAUGGGAGAGUACCUAAAAGACCCCAACAUGAAGGUCGUCCAUGAAAAUGGUCGUCCUAGCUAUUUCCAAGAGACAAUCAACGAGACCAGUACCGAAGAGGUCUCAGUUUCCCAGCCUGUACGCAUGCAUCAACCUGAGGUUCAAGACGGGACGCAAGACACCAAGUCUACACUCUUGUCACCCUUUACUGGCGAGGAAGAAGAGCGCCUCACGGCUCUUGCCAAGUCUAUCUCGUCUGAGCUGAAACAACAAGACAGCAAGCCCAUCAACCCAUUCUCUGCCUCUGACAAUCCGGCUCUUGAUCCUCACUCCAGUGAGUUCAAUAUCGCUGCCUGGUUACAAGCUGUCAUGAGUAUCACAACUCGUGACCCCGAAAAGUACCCACGAGGCGUUGCCGGCGUGGCUUACAAGGAUCUCUCUGCCCAUGGAGUUGGUGAGGCUACAGACUACCAAAAGACGUUCGGCAACUACCCUCUCGAGCUAGUCAGGUUUGCCAAGAAGCUCAUGAGUCAGGGUGAAUCGGCCAAGAUUCAGAUCUUGAGGGACUUUGAUGGUUUGAUCAGGAGUGGAGAGAUGCUUUUGGUCCUUGGGCGACCGGGAAGUGGCUGCUCAACAUUCCUAAAGACCAUAUCUGGCGAGACUAGUGGCUUCAAGAUUGGGGAGGAGUCCUAUCUGAACUAUCAAGGCAUUCCAAGAGAGACUAUGCACAAGGACUUCAGAGGGGAAUGUAUCUAUCAAGCAGAAACUGAUGCUCAUUUCCCUCAGUUGACUGUAGGACAAACACUUGAUUUUGCUGGUCGGGCAAGGGCUCCUCGUACGCUUAUAGACGGUAUAACACGCAAGACAUACGUGACGCAUCUUCGUGAUGUUGUAAUGGCCGCUUUCGGUCUGUCCCAUACUGUGAACACAAUUGUGGGAAAUGACUUCGUUCGUGGGGUGUCUGGAGGUGAGCGCAAGCGUGUUAGUAUCGCUGAAGCAGCAAUCGGAGGCAGUGCCCUACAGUGCUGGGACAACAGUACUCGAGGUCUCGACAGUGCAACCGCUCUUGAAUUUGUACGGACAUUGAGAACCUCUACCAAGCUCACUGGAGCAACCGCGCUUGUCAGUGUCUACCAGGCCUCGCAGUCUAUAUAUGAUGUAUUUGACAAGGUUACAUUACUCUACGAGGGUCGUCAGAUCUAUUUUGGCGAUAUUCACGCAGCGAAGGAAUUCUUCAUCAACAUGGGCUUCGAAUGUGCUCCAAGACAGGUAACCGCUGACUUUCUCACCUCUCUCACUAAUCCACUAGAGCGCAGGAUUCGUCCUGGGUUCCAAGGUAAGACACCCUCCACUCCAGAUGAGUUCGAAGCAGUAUGGAAGCAGAGCAACGACCGGACCCGUCUGUUGCAGGAUAUCGAUGAAUUCAGCAGAGAGUAUCCUAUCGGAGGCCUGUCUUUGGACAGCUUUAAACACUUCCGCAAGACUAUCAAGGCAACUUCUCAGCGUGCCAAGUCUCCCUAUAAUCUCUCCAUUCCGCAGCAAGUGUCACUCUGCGUCCGACGAGGAUUCCAAUCCCUGAGAUCCAAUGCCACCUUGGUCAUCAUUGGUUCUCUCUUCAACGCAAUUAUGGCACUGGUCGUUGGCAGCAUCUUCUACGACCUACCUAAUACAACCGACGCACUGUACAGUCGUGGAGCACUUCUAUUCUUCGGCAUCCUUCUGGCAGCGUUCGCCAGCGCACUUGAGAUCAUGACUUUGUAUGCGCAGCGACCUAUUGUUGAGAAGCAUACCAAAUAUGCCUUCUAUCAUCCAUUUACUGAAGCCGUUGCCUCGAUGAUUUGUGAUCUUCCCAACAAAAUCCUCACGUCAAUCACAUUCAAUCUGGUGCUUUACUUCAUGACGAACCUGAGACGUACUCCCGGACACUUCUUUGUUUUCCUACUGUUCACAUUCACAUGCACCUUGACUAUGUCAAUGUAUUUCCGCAGUAUUGGUGCUCUGUCCCGGUCACUGCCCGAGGCUCUGGCUCCUGCUUCCAUUUUCUGUCUUGCCCUGGCGAUUUAUACUGGCUUUUCGAUUCCCAUCAAGGAUAUGGUCCCAUGGUUCCGAUGGCUCAACUACCUUAACCCCGUUGCCUACGCUUUUGAGGGGCUCAUGAUCAAUGAAUUUCAUAGUCGAACUAUUGAAUGUUCAAGAUUCGUGCCCCAAGGCCCAGAAUACGAGCGCGUCUCCUCCAAUGAGCGGAUUUGCGCAACAACCGGAGCUGCUGCAGGCGCCGACUUUGUUGAUGGUGAUGUGUACCUUGCCGUCAACUUCGGGUACCAUCAUAGUCACUUAUGGAGAAACUUUGGCAUCAUGAUUGCUUUGAUGCUCUUUGGCUGUGCUGUCUACUUGGUGGCAACAGAGUACAUUUCUGCCAAGAAAUCCAAGGGUGAAGUGCUGAUCUUCCGCCGUGCUGAUAUGCCUUGCCUUCAGUCGAAAGUGGAUGAAGAAACAGUGUCUUUUGGCAACACUACGUCGGAUAUCUUGUCCAAAUCUGCCCUUGACCCUCCUGUUGGUCUUGAAAAGCAGACUUCCAUUUUCCAAUGGAGUGACGUGACUUACGAUAUAAAGGUGAAGAAAGAGACCCGAAGACUACUCCAUCAGGUGGAUGGCUGGGUUCAGCCCGGAACUUUGACUGCUCUCAUGGGCAUCACAGGUGCUGGUAAGACUACGUUGCUCGAUGUACUAGCCAAUCGCACCAGUGUUGGUAUUGUUGGUGGGGAUUUCCUUGUCAAUGGCCAGCCAAGGGACACAGGAUUCCAACGCAAGACUGGCUACGUCCAACAGCAAGAUCUCCACCUGUCAACCACGACAGUCAGGGAAGCUUUGACAUUCAGCGCUCUUCUUCGACAGCCACGGGCUACUUCCCGUCGGGACAAGUUACAGUAUGUGGAACAUGUUAUCGACACUCUUGAGAUGAGAUCAUAUGCCGAUGCCAUAGUCGGUGUGCCUGGUGAAGGCCUUAACAUUGAACAGAGGAAGCGGCUGACCAUUGGUGUCGAGCUCGCUGCCAAGCCUGCUCUAUUGCUCUUUCUGGAUGAACCCACUUCAGGUCUUGACAGUCAGACGGCUUGGUCAAUUUGUCAACUACUUCGAAGACUUGCAGACAAUGGUCAAGCUAUUCUGUGCACAAUCCAUCAACCAUCUGCUCAUCUCUUUCAAGUUUUUGACCGCCUGCUGUUCCUAGCGAUGGGAGGUAAAACAAUGUACUUUGGAGACAUUGGACCUUCUUCAAAAGUAAUGACAAACUACUUUGAGCGUAAUGGGGCUCGUCAAUGUGGACCUGAUGAGAACCCAGCUGAGUGGAUGCUUGAAAUCACUGGGUCUCUUGCCAACCAAGACUGGCCUGCAAUCUGGAAUGACUCCCCAGAACGUAAAGCGGUCAAAGCAGAGCUCGCAAUGAAAAAAGCAGAACUCUCUCGACGGGCAAUUGCUAUCACAGACCCAAAAGAUGUCGAUGCGCUACGUCCAUUUGCAGCAUCCUUUACAACACAACUUGAUGUCGUUCUGAAGCGGGUAUUCCAGCAAUACUGGCGCACUCCCUCAUACCUCUACUCAAAAGUUGCGCUUUGUCUCUUCAGUGCACUUUUUAUAGGAUUCUCUUUUUGGCAAUUGUCCAACUCUCUUCAUGGGCUACAGAAUCAGAUGUAUGCCAUUUUCAUGCUGCUUGUCAUUUUUGCCAACGUCUGCUCCCAAAUCAUGCCACAUUAUGAUGCUCAGCGGGCACUUUACCAGUCUCGAGAAAGUCCAUCAAAGACGUAUUCGUGGCAAGUAUUUGUACUAUCCAAUAUACUGGUUGAGAUUCCUUGGAACUCUGUAUCAGCACUCCUCAUUUUUGUAUCCUGGUACUACCCCAUUGGGCUUCGCCACAAUGCUUUAGAGGCAAACGAGGGUCCAGAGAGAGAGGCUCUCAUGUUUUUGUUCAUUCUCGCCUUCAUGAAUUUUGCUGGAACGUUUACAAAUAUGGUCUUGUCUGCUGUCGGUUCCGCUGAAGCUGCUGGAAACUUGACUAACCUAUUGCAUUCUUUGUCUCUGAUCUUCUGCGGAGUACUCGUGUCCCCUGAUGCUAUGCCUGGCUUCUGGAUCUUCAUGUACAGAGUGUCACCUUUCACCUAUUUCUUCUCUGGCGUUUUAUCUGUUGGUCUCGGUAACUCGCAAAUAUCUUGCUCAACUGAGGAGUAUUUACGUUUCUCACCGCCACCUUCUAUCAACUGCUCGACUUAUCUGGAGCCAUACAUCAAUGCUUUUGACGGCUACCUUACAUCAGAAAGUAUGGGAUCAACAGCCGAAUGCGUUUUCUGCAGUGGUCAAGAUACCAACAUUUUCCUUGAAACAGUAAGUGCAGACUAUGACGACCGUUGGAGGAAUUUUGGUAUUUUCUGGGUGUACAUCAUCUUCAACAUGGCGGCAGCACCUGUGUUGUUUUGGCUCACAAAGGUGCCGAAAGACAAGAUCAGUACAAGGAAUAACGGAAAGGUUUCAGCAGUGAUGAGUGAAGAUGGCAGUGCAGAAUGA